Peniophora sp. CBMAI 1063 is the source of this 1560-nucleotide messenger RNA. The record is from the annotation of a GenBank genome assembly. Lineage: Eukaryota; Fungi; Basidiomycota; Agaricomycetes; Russulales; Peniophoraceae.
AUGCCCUCUCAGCAAGUCUUUGAUAACAAGGACGGUGCUACCUACACCACCUCGAACGGCGCGCCCGUUCGCGAGCCCUAUGCCGCACAGCGCGUAGGCUUCAACGGCCCGUUGCUGCUCCAGGACUUCCACCAUAUCGAUCUCCUCGCACACUUCGACCGCGAGCGCAUUCCUGAGCGUGUCGUCCACGCGAAGGGCGCUGGCGCGCACGGCUACUUCGAGGUCACUCACGACAUCUCCGACUUGACCUGCGCCAAGUUGUUCUCGAAGGUCGGCACCAAGGCGCGCACCACCGUCCGUUUCUCGACGGUCGGUGGCGAGUCCGGUUCAGCCGACACCGCGCGCGACCCUCGCGGGUUUGCGAUCAAGAUCCGCACGGAGGAGGGCAACCUCGACUGGGUGUUCAACAACACGCCCGUCUUCUUCAUCCGCGACCCCGCGAAGUUCCCUCACUUCAUCCACACCCAGAAGCGCGACCCUCAGACCCACCUUAAGGACGCUGAUAUGUUCUGGGACUACCUCUCGCAAAACCCGGAGUCGGUGCACCAGGUCAUGAUCCUCUUCUCUGACCGCGGAACGCCCGAUGGCUACCACCAAAUGCACGGCUACUCCGGCCACACGUUCAAGUUCGUGAACGAGCAAGGCGACUGGAACUACGUUCAGGUCCACGUUCGCGCAGACGGUGGCUUCAAGACGCUCGACAACGAGCAGGCUGGUGAGCUUGCUGGAUCUAACCCCGACCACGGUACCCAGAAGCUUUUUGAGGCCAUUGAGAGCGGUAACCCCCCGUCAUGGACUGUCUACGUCCAAACCAUGACACCCCAGCAGGCCGAGCAAUUCCGCUACAACGUUCUCGAUCUCACCAAAGUUUGGCCGCACUCGGAGUUCCCGCUGCGCCCCGUCGGGAAGCUCGUCCUCAACGAAAACGUGCAGAACUACUUCGCCGAGAUCGAGCAGGUCGCCUUCUCACCCUCGCACCUUGUCCCGGGUAUCGAGCCCUCGGCCGACCCCGUGCUCCAGUCGCGCCUCUUCUCGUACCCUGACACGCACCGUCACCGUCUUGGCCCCAACUACCAGCAGUUGCCCGUCAACGCACCCAUUGUGCCCAUCGCCAACUUCCAGCGCGAUGGCUUCAUGGCCUUCAACAACCAGGGUCCGCGCCCUAACUACCAGAGCUCGAUCGCGCCGCUGUCGUACAAGGGUAAGACAUACGACGACAAGGAGAUCAAGCACGAGACGUUCGUCGGCCUCGCUCGUGCAGAGCUGAGCACCAUCACCGAGCUCGACUUCGAGCAGCCGCGCGCGCUCUACCACAAGGCGAUGGACCAGACGGCGCGCGAGCACCUCGUCCACAACCUCGCGGUGCACAUGAAGGCCAUCCGGGACCCCAAGGUCACGGCGCGUCAGCUCAGCGUCUUCGCUGCCGUCGACCAGGGCUUCUCCGAUGCGCUCGCCAAGCAGCUCGGCGUGAACACCGUUAAGCCUCUCCAGCCGGCGCCCGCGGAUGCUUUCCGUCAGGUGAAGCACAACAUCGGUCUCGCGUCGCAAGGCCAGACGUAA